Colletotrichum karsti is the source of this 1674-nucleotide messenger RNA. RefSeq names its product NADPH oxidase. Gene Ontology annotation, molecular function: superoxide-generating NAD(P)H oxidase activity. Lineage: Eukaryota; Fungi; Ascomycota; Sordariomycetes; Glomerellales; Glomerellaceae. Gene Ontology annotation, biological process: defense response; superoxide anion generation. The transcript has 4 exons. Gene Ontology annotation, cellular component: NADPH oxidase complex; plasma membrane. The record is from RefSeq and is a predicted model, not a curated record. The coding region runs from base 1 to 1674 and encodes 557 amino acids.
AUGUCGGGCGAUUUGACCUUUGGGACCUUGGUCAAGAAGCAGUUUACUGCUCAGAAGCUGCUGUUUCACUUCCUCUUCUGGACCUUUCACUUCGGCAUUUUCGCCUAUGGAUGGUGGAAGCAAGCAGCCGAUGUAAGAUUGGCGGGUCUCAACACUCUGCAGUACUCCGUUUGGAUCUCUAGAGGUGCUGGUCUGGUUCUCAGUGUCGAUGGCAUGCUCAUCCUCCUCCCGGUUUGCCGAACGGUCAUGCGAUGGAUUCGACCCAAGGUCCGCUUCCUGCCUCUCGACGAGAACCUUUGGCUUCACAGACAAUUGGCCUACUCCAUGCUUCUGUUCACCAUUCUGCACACCUCUGCCCACUACAUCAACUUCUUCAACGUCGAGGUUACCCAAAUCAGACCUGUGACUGCCAUCCAGAUUCACUACGCUCAGGCUGGUGGUGUCACUGGACAUGUCAUGCUUCUCUGCAUGCUUCUGAUGUACACCACUGCUCACUCCCGCAUUCGUCAGCAGUCGUUCGAGACCUUCUGGUACACUCACCACCUGUUCAUCCCGUUCUUCCUCGGACUUUACACCCACACCGUCGGCUGCUUCGUGCGUGACACCGCCGAGUCGUACUCGCCAUUCGCUGGAAAGGACUACUGGGACCACUGCAUCGGUUACCUCGGUUGGCGAUGGGAGCUCUGGUCAGGAGCUUUCUACCUUAUGGAGCGUACUUACCGUGAGAUUCGCGCCCGCCGUCUCACAAAGAUUACCCGUGUCGUCCGCCACCCGUACGACGUCGUCGAGCUCCAGUUCAACAAGCCUUCUUUCAAGUACAAGGCCGGCCAGUGGCUCUUCCUGCAGGUGCCUUCCCUCUCUAACUACCAGUGGCACCCGUUCACCAUCACUUCUUGCCCCUUCGACCCCUACGUCUCUGUCCACGUCCGCCAGGUCGGUGACUUCACCCGCGCUCUCGGUGACGCAGUCGGUGCUGGAAGUGCUCAGGCCAAGCUUUACGAUGGCGUCGACCCCAUGGGAAUGUACGAGGUUGCUCUUCAGAACGGCCAGCAAAUGCCCGACCUCCGCAUCGACGGACCCUACGGAGCUCCCGCCGAGGACGUGUUCGAGAACGAAAUCGCCGUUCUCAUUGGUACCGGUAUCGGUGUUACUCCUUGGGCUUCGAUUCUGAAGAACAUCUGGCACAUGCGCAACGGCCCGAACCCUCCGACCCGUCUUCGCCGUGUCGAGUUCAUCUGGGUUUGCAAGGACACCGGUUCCUUCGAAUGGUUCCAGACCCUGCUUUCGUCUCUCGAGUCUCAGUCUGAGGAGGCAGCUCGUCUGCCCGGCAGCAACGGUGUCGAGUUCUUGAAGAUCCACUCCUACCUCACCCAGAAGCUGGAUAUGGACACGACACAGAACAUUGUUCUCAACUCCGUUGGAUCCCAGCAUGACCCCCUGACCGAGCUCAAGUCCCGUACGAACUUCGGCAGACCCAACUUCUCCAAGCUCUUUGCAACCAUGCGCGACGGCAUUCUGGACAGAACCUACCUCAACGGUCUGGAAGGCAGCAUGCGCACAACUGUCGGUGUUUACUUCUGUGGUCCUUCAGUAGCUGCUCGCGAUAUCAAGAAGGCUUGCAACGAAGCGACCGUCAGGGAAGUCAACUUCCGUUUCUGGAAGGAGCACUUCUAA